AUGACACUAUCCGUGAAGACCCUCACUGGAAUGACUAUACGCCUCGAUGUCCAAUCAAGUGAUGUAGUUGUCCAACUCAAGGCGACCAUUCAGGAUCGCGAAGGCAUUCCUCCUGACCAGCAGCGACUGAUAUUUGCUGGAGCAGAACUUAAUGAUGACAGAACUCUUAAGGAUUACAACAUUCAAAAUGAAUCCAUCCUUCAUCUCGUUUUGCGUCUGCGUGGCGGAGGA
Messenger RNA from Laccaria bicolor S238N-H82, 231 nucleotides. Its product is annotated as ubiquitin. The annotation marks the transcript as partial. The transcript is spliced from 2 exons. Gene Ontology annotation, biological process: protein ubiquitination; modification-dependent protein catabolic process. The record is from RefSeq and is a predicted model, not a curated record. Lineage: Eukaryota; Fungi; Basidiomycota; Agaricomycetes; Agaricales; Hydnangiaceae. Gene Ontology annotation, molecular function: protein tag activity; ubiquitin protein ligase binding. Gene Ontology annotation, cellular component: nucleus; cytoplasm.